Melanaphis sacchari is the source of this 912-nucleotide messenger RNA. Its product is annotated as GTP-binding protein Rheb homolog. Lineage: Eukaryota; Metazoa; Arthropoda; Insecta; Hemiptera; Aphididae. The transcript is spliced from 5 exons. Gene Ontology annotation, cellular component: plasma membrane. Bases 182 to 748 code for a protein of 188 amino acids. Gene Ontology annotation, molecular function: GTPase activity; GTP binding; GDP binding. The record is from RefSeq and is a predicted model, not a curated record. Gene Ontology annotation, biological process: small GTPase-mediated signal transduction.
UGGUUGUAUAAUCUACGUAUACUACAUAGCCGUGUGCUGUGCUCGUGUAGUAAAAUACUCUGCAAAUAAUCAUUAAGCAUAGUAAUUCACUAUUCAUUAUUCAAUUAAAGUUGUAUAACACAAUAUGACAUGGUAUGGGUGAUGGGUCACAAAUAAAUGAACUGAUCACACUCUGAAAAAAAUGCCGCCGAAACAAAGAAAAAUCGCCAUUAUGGGCUAUCGUUCAGUCGGUAAGUCGUCGUUGAGCAUCCAGUUUGUUGAAGGUCAAUUUGUAGAUUCUUAUGAUCCAACAAUUGAAAACACUUUUGUGAAAACCACUAAAGUUAAUAAUCAAGAAUAUGACUUGAAAUUAGUCGAUACAGCUGGACAAGAUGAGUACUCCAUAUUGCCAACACAGUAUUCCAUGGACAUUCAUGGAUAUGUCUUGGUCUACAGUAUAACCUCUCCAAAAUCUUUUGAAAUCAUUCAGAUAAUUUAUGAUAAAUUAUUAGAUAUGACUGGCAAAGUACAUGUUCCCGUAGUAUUGGUAGGUAAUAAGAAAGAUUUACAUAUGGAUCGAGUUGUUACACAAGAAGAAGGACGGAGGUUAGCAGAUUCUUGGAAAGCUGUAUUCCUUGAAGCUUCAGCCAAGCAGAACGAGGUAACAUCAAAAAAAUGUGUUGCUGAUAUAUUUCACACUAUGUUAAUGGAAAUUGAAAAAGCAAAUGGGAAUACUGUUCAAGAAAAUAAUAAAUGCAGUAUAUCAUGAAAAUAUAUGACUGUUAAUUUUUUUAAUAUUUCCGAAAAUGUUAAUUUAUUUAACUAAUGUGAAAUUAACAUGAAAAAUACCACUGAAGCCAGAAAUGAUUAUUGUUUAUUUUUAAGUAAUUUUUAAUUUUAAUACAACUAAAAUAUAUAUUUAUAUAUGUAUCU